Messenger RNA from Parasteatoda tepidariorum (common house spider), 3031 nucleotides. NCBI's taxonomy places the organism in Eukaryota, Metazoa, Arthropoda, Arachnida, Araneae, Theridiidae. The record is from RefSeq and is a predicted model, not a curated record.
UAUAACAGGGUUCCCACGGUACUUGAAAAACCUUGAAAGUCCUUGAAUUUUGUUGAAAAAAAUCGGGGCCCCGAUAAGUCCUUGAAUUCCGCGAUAAGGUCCUUGAAAAGUUUUUGAUUUUUUAAAAAAUAAUUUAAGGAAAAAAAAUUGUUAGAAUAUCUUUCCUACGAAAAAGCACGAAAAAAAAAACCCCGUUUGUCUGGAUAAGUACUUUUCCAGACAUUCCUCUGGUGCAAGUAGGGGUGCGGGGUCUUUCUUUAGGACUGGUUUCGAUGAGAGAAAAGAAGACCUCUUUCUUCGGUCUAUUGUGUUAGCAGAAAGGAUUGGAAUUCCGAUCACUCCCCCUCCUUUUCCCGUUUUCUUUUCCUAAGAAAACGAGGGAGGAAAGAAGGGGGGGGGUGAUUCAGCAUAGUCCUCCAGAACGUCACGCUGCUGUUCAAGGUCAGCUAAGUGGAAAGAAGUUCGCAUGCGGAAAAGAGCCAUGGCAUUAUCCAUCCCUCUCCUGUGAUUGAUUGGAUAUAAAAAUACCAGUAGUGGGUGAGAUCAUUCAACCGCGUCUAAUAGCCACUUUUACAAAUUUUAAAGAGAUAUAUGGAUCGCAAUUUUAGUAAUAACUAUUAUUUAUUCUAAUUGUGUUUUUCGUUUCAACAUAAAUUUAUUCGAAAUGCCGGGUAAGUGUGUAUUUAAUCCUGGCUGGCUAGAUAAAGAAUGUUAUAAGAUUUGGCUCGCUUCUGUUCCGGAUCAAAAUAGAGCAUACUGCAAAUUAUGCUACAAGGAAUUUGACAUCGGCAGAAUGGGAGAAUCUGCUUUGAAAUCUCAUAUGAAAGGUUUGAAACAUAUGGAAAGGUACAAAAACAAAAUACAGUCUCAUGAGUUGGUUGAUCUUUUAGAAGUACGCAAUAAACCUCUGCCUGCUCAUCACAAGUUGCAAACUAACAGUCAAUCCCUUAUGUCAUCAUUUGUGUCUAAGGAUAGUGUGAUUGACGCUGAAAUAAGAUGGGCGUUGAAAUGUAUGAAAAGCCAUUAUUCGUACAAUUCGUGUGAAGGAAUCAACAAUUGCUUCAUCAAAAUGUUUCCAGACAGUGACAUUGCAAAACAAUUUUCAUGUGGGGCAACAAAAUGUUCCUAUUUGUGCUGUUUUGGCUUGGGACCCUAUUUUAAAAACUGUGUUCUCAAGUGUUUAGAUGAAUGUAACUACUACACUGUCCUUUUUGAUGAAACAUUAAAUAAGAGCACACAAAAAAAGCAAAUGGAUAUACAUGUAAGGUUUUGGGAUGUUUCACUAGCUAAAAUUAAAACUUUGUAUUUAACAUCUGCAUUUAUUGGACAUGCAAAAGCUGAAGCAUUACUAGCAGCCUUCUAUGAUUCUGUUGAUAAGUUGAAGCUGACAAAAAUAUUGCAGCUAUCCAUGGAUGGGCCCAACGUCAACUGGAAAUUUUUUGAUAGUCUUCAAACUGAUCUGAAGCAGCAGUACAAUUAUCAAACAAUUUGCAUUGGUAGCUGUGGGCUACAUAUAUUAAACAAUGCUUUUAAGCAUGGGGAAAAUUCUACUUUCUGGAAUAUUUCCAGCAUCUUGAUAAGUUUGUACUGGCUGUUUAAAGACAGUCCAGCUCGUAGAGAAGAUUUUAUCAACUCUUCCUCGAAUCCAAAAUUUCCAGUCAAAUUUUGCAAUUUUAGAUGGCUGGAAAAUGUUCCUGCUGUUGAAAGAGCCAUUGAAAUUUGGCAAGAUAUUACGUCAUAUGUAGAUAAUGUUGAGAAAGGAAAAUACAAAACAAAUAAGAACAAAUCUUAUUUCAAUGUUCUUGAAUCAACAAAAGAUAAGCUUAUUCUCAUUAAAUUUCAUUCCUUUCUGUCAGUCACCAAAAUUGUUACACCCUUUCUGGAAUUCUAUCAAACUGAUGCUCCUUUAGUACCAUUUUUUGCCGACGAUGUUGUAAAGCUAAUAAAACAUUGUGCUGAACAUUUCCAUGUUCUGAAACCCAAGCACACUGAAAAUAUGUCAUCUGCUUCACAGCUGUGCAAAGUAGAUUUUAAUGACAAAAAUCUACUUAAUACUGUGGAUAAAGUUAGUUUGGGAUUUACUGCCGACAAGUUGCUGAAACAACUGUUGUUAAAAAAGGUCAUUAGUGACAAGGAGGCAUUAAUGCUAAAGCAUAAUUGCCAACAGUUUGUCACAAAUAUGAUUGUUCAUUUGAUGAAGAAGUGCCCAAUCAAUUAUAUUUUAGUAAGAUCUUCCUCCUGUUUCGAUCCGAGGAAAAUGUUUUCCAAGCCAUCUAAUUGUGAAAAAUAUUUGAAAACUUUGAUAAAUUAUUUGGUGGAAAAUAACUUCGUUCUAGACAAAGACUGUGAUGCCAUCAUGUUAGAAUAUAAGAAUUUUUUGAAUAAUGUUGUUAGAAAUCAUCCCUCUUCAUUUCAAAACUAUUCCCCUCAAAAAACUAGGCUGGACACCUUUCUAAAUGAAUUUGUGAGCCAAGAUAUUGAAUCAUAUAAAAAAAUAUGGCAUAUCAUGAAAAUAGUAAUGACACUAUCUCAUGGACAAGCUACAGUUGAACGGGGAUUUUCAGUAAACAAGCAAUUAGAAGUGGAAAAUCUACAAAGUGAGUCUUAUAUUGCUCAGAGACUUAUUGCUGAUGCAAUAAACUCUCAUGAUGAUUUUUUAAGUAUUCCAAUAACAAAUGAAAUGAGGAAAAGUGUGUCAGGCGCAAGACAAAAAUAUAUCUUAGAUUUGGAAAAAAAACAAAAAGAGAAAAUACUUAAGGAAGCAGGAAACAAAAGAAAAAUAAUUUCAGACGAACUUAAUGAUCUUAAGUUUAAAAAAAAGUGUUUAGAGAAGGAUAUUUGUGAAAUGGACAAAUCUUGCGAAGCUUUUGCUGAAGAAGCUGAAAAGAAGGAUGAUUUGUCACUAUUCAAGAGAUCAAAUGCUUUGAGAAAAGCAGUGAAAGAAAAAAAUUCUGAACUGAACGAUAUUCAACAUAAAAUAAAGAUUAAAAUUGAAGAAAUGCAAAAUUGUUCUUAAAUAUUUUAUUUUUAG